Messenger RNA from Sphenostylis stenocarpa, 1200 nucleotides. Lineage: Eukaryota; Viridiplantae; Streptophyta; Magnoliopsida; Fabales; Fabaceae. The record is from the annotation of a GenBank genome assembly.
AUGGAGGGAGGCGACGAUCUCCACCACCACCAUCACCACAACCACCAUCACCGUCAGAACUUCCCAUUCCAGCUCCUGGAGAAGAAAGAAGACCAAGAGGCGGCGUCUUGCUCCACCUCCUCCCCCUAUCCUUCCCUAGCAAUCUCCGCGGAACCCAGCACGUCCAAUUCCACCCGAUCCAACCAGCUCGCCGCAGCGUCGGAGCCGCCAAACAGCAAGAAACCGCCGCCGAAACGCACGUCGACGAAGGAUAGGCACACGAAGGUGGACGGUCGUGGCCGCCGCAUCCGAAUGCCCGCCCUCUGCGCCGCCCGCGUCUUCCAACUCACCCGCGAACUCGGUCACAAGUCCGACGGCGAAACCAUCGAGUGGCUCCUCCAGCAGGCCGAGCCCGCCGUCAUCGCUGCCACAGGUACCGGCACCAUCCCCGCUAACUUCACCUCCCUCAACAUCUCCCUCCGUAGCUCCGGCUCCUCCAUGUCCGUACCCUCCCAGCUCCGAUCCUCCUACUUCAACCCCAACUUCUCCCUCCAACAACGGCGCACCUUGUUCCCCGGCAUCGCCUUAUCCUCCGACACCACCAACACCAAUACCUCCACACUCCUCAAUUUCCAAUCCAACAACCUCAACACCUCCAUGCUCCAGGCCAAGCCCGAAGCCCCCUCCUCCACCUUGGAUUUGUCAGAUACAAGCGCAGAGGAAUCAACCCUAGGCCGAAAAAGAAGACCAACCGAACAAGACCUAUCCACCUCGUCGCAGCACCAAAUGGGAAGUUAUCUCCUCCAGUCGAGUGCAGGCGCGAUUCCUGCGAGCCACGCCGCCAACAUAUGGAUGGUGGCGAAUUCAAACUCUAAUCAAGUCAUGAGUGGCGAUCCCAUAUGGACCUUCCCUCCGGUUAACAACAGUGCCUUGUAUCGAGGCACCAUGUCUAGUGGGUUGCAUUUCAUGAACUUUCCCACGCCCAUGGCGCUUUUGCCGAGUCAGCAACUAGGGUCUUCUGGGAUUGGCGCGGUUGGGGGAAGCAGUCAUAAUAGUAAUAAUAAUAAUAAUAAUAUGAAUGAAGGGCAUUUGAGUAUGCUUGCGGGGCUUAGUCCUUAUCGUCCUGUUAUCGGUGUUUCUGAAUCUCAGGCGAGUGGCUCGCAAUCGCACCGUGGAGGUGGCGCCGAUGAUCGCCAUGAUAGCACCAGUCACCACUCCUAG